AUGCGGGGCGCAGUGGCAAAGAGUUUAGACGACCAAGAGUUCUGCUCCGGCGAGAUGGGGCCUCACCGAUUGCAGUGGUGUCCCCUUCAACCAUCAGUUCUGCGCCGCGAUGUCUUCUUGGCCGAAGGAAUGUCCCGGUUCCUCUCCUCCCCAGGGGAACACCAAUCCUCGGCGCCUCACGCCGAGGAUGUGAACUAUUACAAUGACUCACACGUUGCUGACGAAAUUGAGCCGUACGAGACGAUGUUCUACUCGGAGCAGCCCUAUAAGCAAGACGAUGAAUCCGAUAAAAUAUCCAGCAGUUUCACCGUAUCUUCUGCUCCGUGGGGUGUUGACGCUGAAGAGGACUGUGUCGACAUCGCCGAUUUCGACGUUACCAAGUUCGACGUCGCCAAUUUCGACGCUUCGGCCCAUUUCGCGACCACAGUGGCAGCCGAUUCGGUGAAUCCCGAGACCGUUACCCCCGUGGACGAGGGCGAAUUGUGGAACUGUUUCGAUGACGACAACAUCUCGGCGGUUAUCGACGAAAUUUUAAUGCAAGAAGAUAUCAAGGAUGACCCAGAACCGCUUGCGUAUUUUGCUCCGGACGAACCCAGCUGCUCCUUCACAGAGCCAGAAUUCAAGGCAGUUCUUCCCGUUUCAACCCCUGGAGAAGAUCCCUUGCAGACAGCUAUUACGUUGACGAUUCCAGAAGUCAAGUACUCGGACCUUUCGACGAUUGAUAUUACACAAUUGGGAUCCUGCAGUGCGUCAUUUAGCGAAGCUCCGCUAUUCACCGCGGAGUCAGUUUCCAGCAGUGAAGCGUGGUCUCCGUUUUCCUCAGCCAGCAGCGAAUCAGAAUCAGCCUCAAGCGGGAUCCGACGAGUAAAGAAGUCUCGAGCUAGAAAGCCCUGCAAGAAGACUGUUAGUGAGGAAGAGAAGGUGGAGAAGAAGAAGCUGCAAAACAGGGAGGCCGCGUCGCGGUAUCGCGAAAAGCGUCGACUUCAGAUGGACGAACAACAAAAGGAGUUGGAUGAGCUUGUGAGGAUCAAUCGUCGGCUGGUCGCAGAGUACAAGGAACAGCUCAUCAAGAUGAAUGCGGGGAAGGAGUUUUUCAAGAGGUCGUUAAGCAUGAAUCUGGACAACAUGGUGUGCAUACGAUGCGAAGAGGCCUUUGACCCUCAAGAGAAGGUCGUGAACUCCAACGGAGAGUUAUGGCAUGCUCAAUGCUUCACAUGCUGUCAAUGUUUCCAGCCAUUUCCCGACGGAGUUUUUUACGAGUUUGAUGGCCGACGCUAUUGCGAGCAUGAUUUCCACGUACUCUUCGCUCCUUGUUGCGGGAAAUGCAAUGAGUUCGUCAUCGGGAGAGUAAUCAAAGCUAUGAACGCUUCUUGGCAUCCCUCGUGUUUCCGUUGCAACAUGUGUUCGACGGAACUUGCCGACAUGGGUUUCAUGAAGCAUGGAAACGAGGCGCUUUGCCACGAAUGCUUCGCGAGGGUGAAAGCUGCCGCCCGGGGGAAGCACAUGUGUUUCAAAUGCCACCAAGUGAUUGAGGAAGGACCGUUGAAAUUCCGCGGGGAGUUCUAUCAUCCAUACCACUUCAAUUGCAAUGCUUGUGGAAUCGAACUGACGUCCGAUGCUAGAGAAGUUACUUCGAGGCCAGGAUAUGCUUCGCAGGACGUGAACGAGCUUUACUGCUUGCGUUGCCAUGACAAGAUGGGAAUCCCGAUUUGUGGUGCUUGCCAUCGUCCGAUCGAAGAACGAGUUGUCACUGCUCUUGGGAAAAACUGGCAUGUUGAGCAUUUCGUUUGUGCACGGUGUGAAAAGCCGUUCAUGGGCAAUCGACAUUACGAGAAGAGAGGACUCGCGUAUUGCGAGACGCAUUAUCAUCAGUUGUUCGGCAACUUGUGUUAUGUGUGUAACCAAGUGAUCGCUGGAGAUGUCUUCACGUGCAUGAACAAGGCUUGGUGCGCGGAUCAUUUCGCCUGCUUCAUUUGCGAUCAGAAGCUCAGCACGAAAUCGAAGUUUUACGAGUAUGAUUUGAAACCGGCGUGUAAGAAGUGCUACGAGAAAUUGCCGACGGAACUGCGUCGCAGGUUGAAGAAGAUGCACGACGAACAAGCUCGAAAGGCCGGGAACGGUUCUCCAGUUCAAUUCUCGUCGCCACAAAGUGCCGUUGCAGUGGCACCUGACAGCCCGUGA
Messenger RNA from Notodromas monacha, 2181 nucleotides. The record is from the annotation of a GenBank genome assembly. Lineage: Eukaryota; Metazoa; Arthropoda; Ostracoda; Podocopida; Cyprididae.